Molecule: messenger RNA, 1386 nt
Organism: Dictyostelium discoideum AX4
Lineage: Eukaryota; Evosea; Eumycetozoa; Dictyosteliales; Dictyosteliaceae
Product: cytochrome b5 reductase
Exons: 1
Coding region: 1-1386 (461 amino acids)
Cellular component (GO): membrane
Molecular function (GO): heme binding; oxidoreductase activity
Source: RefSeq, a predicted model, not a curated record
AUGUAUGGGUUACCAAAGAAUGCAAAUAAUCAUAAUAGUGGAAUAGGUUUACCACCACCAGUUAUAAGUGAAAUGAUAAUUAAAUUAUCAAAUAAAGCGAUGGAGAAAUAUAAUGGUAUUAUUGGUAAAACCUAUUCAAUUGAAGAAGUUUCAAAACAUAAUAAAAAAGAUGAUUGUUGGAUAAUUGUUAAUAAUAAAGUUUACGAUAUGACUGAAUAUCUAUUAUAUCAUCCUGGUGGACCAAAUUUAUUAUUUAAAUGCGCAGGUAGAGAUGCUACUGAUGAUUUCGAAGGAAUGUUUCAUUCAAGAAAUGCAAAAGCAAUUUUGGAAAGAUUUUAUAUUGGUAAAGCCUCAUCAUCAUCAUCGUCGUCAAUUAGUUUAUUAUCACCAAACUAUAAACCACCACCAUCCUUCUCCUCUUCAUCAUCAUCAUCUUCUUCUUCUUCAUUAAAACCAUUUUUAGUUCCAUCAUCAUCAUCAAAUACAGUAACAUUAUCAACAGUAACAACACCAAAGAAUAGAAAUAAAAUUAUAGUAUCAAAAGUUAAAAUUAAUAAAAAAACCAAAUCAACUGGAAAUACAUAUCAUUAUUUUAUAGAAAUACCUGAAGAACAUAAGAAUUUAGAAUGGAUAUCACCAUUAUCUCAUGUAUCAUUAGCAAAGUUUAAUAAUGAAGAUACUACAAAUUUUAACAAUCAUGAUAAUAUUACAUUUAAAAGUUAUACACCAGUAAAAUUAAGCCAAGAUAAGAAAUAUUUAGAAUUUUUAAUUAAAGGUUAUGAAAAUGGUGAUGUUUCAAAACAUAUUCAUCAAUUGAAAGAAGGUGAUCAUCUUUUAUUAAAAGGUCCAAUUCAAACAGCUGAUAAUUUUGAUUUUAAAAAACAAGAAAACUAUUUAUUAAUGAUUGCUGGUGGUACUGGUAUAACUCCAAUGAUUCAAAUAAUUUUAGAAUCAUUUUAUAAUAAUAAUAAUAAUAAUAAUAAUAAUAAUAAUAAUAAUAAUAAUAAUAAUAAUAAUAAUAAUAAUAAUAAUAAUAAUAAUAAUAAUUUAAAAUUUAUUUUAAUUUAUUCUUCAAAUAAUGAAAAUGAUAUAAUUUAUAAGAAUGAAUUAGAUGAAAUAUUAAAACAAUUUAAAGAUAGAUUAUUUAUACAUUAUGUAAUAACAAAACCAUGUAAUAAUAAUAAUGAAGAAUCAUUUAAAAAGGGUAGAAUUAAUCAAGAUAUGAUUUUAACUUGUUUAGAGCCAAUAAUUAUUAAAUUAAUACCAAAGAUGAUUACAGAUUCAAUGGAAACUUUAGUUUGUGGUCCAAUAGAUUUUAAUCAGUCAAUUUCAAAAGAACUUUUAAAAAUUGGUUUUAAAGAUAAUCAAAUUCAUAUAUUACAAUAA